Klebsormidium nitens is the source of this 2589-nucleotide messenger RNA. The record is from the annotation of a GenBank genome assembly. NCBI's taxonomy places the organism in Eukaryota, Viridiplantae, Streptophyta, Klebsormidiophyceae, Klebsormidiales, Klebsormidiaceae.
AUGGCCUCGGCCCCAAAAGACCCCAAGGCCCGUGGGACUCGAUGUAUCAGAGACGAGAUCCAACGACUUGCCAAUAAUGGCCUAUAUGCGCUUCCCGUCUCUGUCUCGUGGGAUGAAGAUAAGAGCAAGAAGAAGGGUGACUUCCCUCACAGCUAUGCACACAUCAAAACACCGGAAGCAUGGGAGCGGUCCAUCAAUCCUAUGAUGAAGGAAAAGCGAGAUGCAACCGGGCUUGCAAUACUUGCGGGAGUUAGUAGAGUGUACGUGGUUGAUAUCGACGUAGUUGCAAAGGACGAGAAGCGACCGGGGAUCGAGCUCUGGGAGCAACUUGUUAGGAUCCAUGGAGAGCCAGAGACACUCAAAGCGAGGACCGGUUCUCAUGGAUUGCACUUGUACUUCAAGCUCGACUCGCCUCAUCUCACGUGGAAACAGAACUUUUCAGGUGUAAAGGUUGACAAGCAGACCUUUGGCAUCGAUGGAAGAGGAUUGGGGGGGGUCAUAUUCGCUCCACCGACAAGCUAUCUAAAGGCCCACGGCGAGCUUGCAACAUAUGAGUGGAUCAAUGGACCUCCUAGCUAUGAAGCGUGCCAGGAAAUGCCAUUUUGGCUAGCGAAAUUGGUCAACAAUCAUGCUGGCCAACCUGCAAUCACGAGCGAGGGGGGAAAGGAAACAACUGACAGAAUUUCGGGAGCAAGCGCCGAGGCAUCUCAGCCUGGAGGUGCCAAAAGUCCUACUUUUGAGAUAACUGGCACAAUCUCAGACACGUAUUCGCCACACGGCAAAGAGCUUCUAUUGGAGGAGCUAUCAAAGAUGUUAAAGAAGGCCGGCGACUCGACGAGUACGUACGCGAGCUCGUUGUCACAUGGCCUCUACGGCACUUACUAUUGCUAUCGAACUUAUGGGCCUCGAAGGUGCUUUCUUGGUCAUCAACACUCAGGGAGCAACAAUUUCAACCUGCUCAAGAGGGGGCGCAACGUGUACUAUCGUUGUCAUGGCGUCGAUUGCUCCCAUAAGCCGCCCAAAAAGUUGGGGGUCCUGGAGAAUUUGAAGGCGGCUUUGCAAGAUGCCACCACAGAGCCGGUCGACCCUCACGACGACAUGCAUACAAUCACCCAAUACACAAGAGGAAGCCAAGAGGUUCAAGAUUUGCUCCUUCGAAUCGUCGUUGAGCAUGCGGCUCCAGAGGCAUAUGCCAACUUGGGGCGUCUCUUUGCCUAUCUGUAUAUGAUCGAGGGUCGAAUCCUCGUGACCACCAAUGAGGCAGAUUCAAAGAGCCGAGGCCCGCUCUUCUAUGUGUGGAGCGGCACAUCAUGGGUGCAUGACACCUUCAACUUGGUUGCGGGCGUGUUCACAAGUCAGAUGGGCUGUCUCUUGGCGUGGUACGAGCGGCAACGAGAGAGAUGUUUGGGCACUUUGUAUGCAAGCCGUUCUGAAUUAGAGGGCUUUGUUGUUGGCGGUGUCUUUAAGCGUCUCGACCGUGAAGAGGUCAAUCCCAAGCAGAUGAAGAAGAUCAAGAUGGCCACGGAGGCAUGCACGAAGGAGCUCGACAAGAUCAUGCCCAGCUUUGGAAAGAUCAACGUCCAGGACCCUUCCGACGUUCGCAAGUGUAUGCAGUCUGUGGUCACCGAGUUGCGUGUUGAGGGAUUGCUCGACCAAUUCGAUCAAGAUCGCGCGGUUGCAAAUGCACCGAAUGGGUUGAUCGACCUAAGAACGGGCAAGCUCCUGCCCCACCAUCCUCACAAUCUCUGCAAUAAUCAGACGAGUGAGUAUAUCUCGGGCGCUUCCACGUGGCCCACUGCGAGAUUUCGGUCGUUUCUGAUGGAAGUUCUUCCACCGGAGGCGAUUGAUUGGCUUCAAAUGUUUCUUGGAUAUUGUCUUACCGGUGAGACGUCUGAGGAGCUUUUUGUCAUUGCCAAUGGCUUAAGCGGAGCGAAUGGAAAAGGGGUGUUGAAACAAGCGCUUCGAAAGGCCUUUGGAAGCUACAAUUGCGCCGGUAAUAAGGCCAUUUUUAUCAAACCUACCUUCAAGGCCAAUGCUUCUGCUGCAUCGACUCACCUCAUGCAGAUCCGAACAAAGAGGUUUGUUACAAACGACGAAUCAGAAGGGGUCGAAGAGUUGCACGCGUCCUUUGUGAAGGAGGCAAGCGGCGGUGGUGCAGCAGACACCCUCGACUUUUGCGUUCAGGGAGCGACCAUGUACUACGCCAAAAAGGCAUUGGCUCCGGCCUUGAAGGUUCUUUCGCCGGUCCCUCAAGAGUUUAGCGCGGCGGCAAAGGAGUAUACGGAGGAGAACGACAAGGCUUGCAUGACUGAGGGCGCGGGUUUAAGUGUUGCCAAGUCCGAUUUUGUUGAGGCUUUCACGAACUUCUUGUAUGCGGGCGGACACGACGUAAAGUUGGCGGGUGACGGAUUGGCAAGAGCGAUGUGCUUGAAGGGAUUCUCGCAAAAGCCGCCGGGUGGGGGAAACAACCCGAUGAUCAGGACGCUCGAUGGUAGGAAACGAGGAAGAGGCUUCUUUGGGAUCCGUUUGAAGACCGAGGAGGAAUUGAAACAGACGGAUGCGCAGGGGAAGGUCCGCAAAGGGACCUGA